Messenger RNA from Panicum virgatum (switchgrass), 2565 nucleotides. Its product is annotated as helicase-like transcription factor CHR28. NCBI's taxonomy places the organism in Eukaryota, Viridiplantae, Streptophyta, Magnoliopsida, Poales, Poaceae. Bases 1 to 2565 code for a protein of 854 amino acids. Gene Ontology annotation, molecular function: ATP binding; ATP-dependent chromatin remodeler activity. The record is from RefSeq and is a predicted model, not a curated record. The transcript has 9 exons.
AUGGAAAUCAUCGACUUAAGUUCAGAUGGUGAAGCAAUUGUUGACUUGUGUUCAGAUGGUGAGGGCAGCAGCAGCAGCAUCAAUAUGUGCUCAGAUAGCGAAGACGAUCAUGAUCACCAUGAUUUCGGCAAUCGUUUUCGCCAGCAGCCUCUCCAUUCUCUCAGCACAACUUCUGAUGACACAAGUAGCGACGAAGAUGAACCAGUUAUGCUGGAUGGAGACGGCUUUUUAAGUACUCAUCAUGGUCCAUCCUAUUACAGAACAAGUAAGGACUUCCCUCGUCAGCCAAUGCCAUCUAUGACUUCUGUUGUUGAUUUUGAAGCCGAUAGUAGCCCAAAACUCCCUAAAAAGUGUUAUUUUACUGCUGAUGAGAAAGCCGUAUAUGAAGAAGCCUUGCAGCAUAUCGGUCAGGAAAAAGGGGAAGAAGAUCUGUCUGAAGGUGUUCUGUCAGUUUCGCUUCUUAAGCAUCAGAAAAUAGCAUUAGCUUGGAUGGUCUCCAGGGAGAAUAGUACACAUUGCUCUGGUGGAAUUCUGGCAGAUGAUCAGGGUCUUGGGAAGACAAUAUCUACCAUUGCCCUUAUACAGAAGGAGAGGCUUCAACAAUCUAGGUUCAUGACUAACGAUUCAGAAUGUGAUAAAUCUGCUGAUGGCGAUGACGAUGCAGAGCUUGUUGUGGACAAGGACUUGAGGGCCCAUGCUAUCAAGUCAAGGGCUGUUAAAGGUCAACCCAAUAAGAAGACCAGAGUGAGCUCCAGUGCAUCAACCUUGAGGCCGACGUCCAGACCAGCUGCAGGCACAUUGGUUGUGUGCCCUGCUACCGUUCUUAAGCAGUGGGCUAGUGAGUUGUCUGCGAAGGUCGCCCAGCAUGGAGAAUUGUCUGUUCUGGUUUAUCAUGGAGGUUCAAGGACUAGAGAUCCAACCGAGCUGGCAGAAUUCGAUGUUGUUGUCACCACAUACGCAAUUGUGUCCCUUGAAGUGCCAAACGAAAACACUGAUAGUGGGAUUAAUAAGAUGAAACUUAAGAAAAAUGCAGCAGGCAAGGCACAGAAGAAAAAGAAACCUAAUAAGAAUUCAAAAGGUGGCCCGCUUGCCAUGGUACGAUGGUUCAGAGUUGUGCUAGAUGAAGCUCACACAAUAAAAAGACACCAGACUCAAAUGGCUAAAGCCUGUUGUGGAUUGAGCGCGGAAAGGAGAUGGUGCUUAUCAGGAACACCUAUCCAAAAUAGCCUUGAUGAUCUAUACAGCUAUUUCCGCUUCUUGAAAUAUGAGCCUUACUCUAAUUUUAGUUCAUUCCGCUCUAUGAUUAAAAACCCAGUUUCUAGAAAUGCAGCUCAUGGCUAUAAGAAGCUUCAAACUGUCUUGAGGAUAGUUCUGCUGCGACGCAUAAAAGAAAUGCUACUUGAUGGAGAGCCAAUCAUAAACAUACCACCAAAGACAAUUCAGUUGAGCAAAAUAGAUUUCACCAAGCAGGAGCGAGCUUUCUAUUUAUAUCUUGAAGAAAGCUCUCGUCAAAAAUUAAAGGUAGGACGCUCUAAAAAGUACAUUCAGAAAAACUAUGUGCAUAUCCUGGCCUUGCUGUCUCAACUUCGGCAGGCUUGUAACCACCCCUUCCUUCUGAAGGGGAAGCAAUCAUUUGACCACUCUCUAGGAUUGGCAAGGCAACUUCCUGUGGAAAUAGCAGCAAAUGUGCUUGAAAAUAUGGAAAGAAAUGCUGCAAAAUGUACCAUAUGCAGUAAACCACCUACGAGAGCUGUUGUAGCAACAUGCGGUCAUGUUUUCUGCCGUGAUUGUGUGCAUGAUAACCUAAUAAACAAUGUGAAGGUUAAAGAGAAGGUCUGCCCUGCUUCUCCACGCUGUGGAAAGGAAAUAAGUCCCGAAUCUCUUUUCUUAGCUUACGCUUUGAAGUUCGUUCUCUGGCCUAAGUUGGAGUCGGAUGCAACGAGUUGCUCCACAUCUGAGGACCAACCAUUCUCAAUCUUUGAAAGUAGUUACACCUCCUCAAAGAUCCAGACCACCAUCGACAUACUCAAGUCGGUCAUCAACACAGGGAAUGAUCAUGAUGCAAGGGGUUCGAUUCCAAGCGAGAUAGCUCCCUCUAAGGCCAUAGUCUUCACCCAGUGGUCUCGCAUGCUGGACUUGCUAGAGCAUUCACUGAGCAACAACCAUAUUGAGUUCAGGAGGUUGGAUGGGUCGAUGCCUCUGAAUGUCAGAGAAAGAGCAGUGAAAGAAUUUAACACUGACCCAGAGGUGAGAGUGAUCAUUAUGUCACUGAAGGCUGGUAAUCUUGGCCUGAACAUGGUAGCUGCUUGCCAUGUGAUCAUGCUUGAUCCUUGGUGGAACCCCUCAGCUGAGGAUCAGGCAGUUGAUAGGGCACAUAGGAUCGGGCAGACCCGUCCUGUUAGUGUCUCCCGUUUAACCAUCAAAGACACGGUGGAAGACCGCAUUUUAUCUCUUCAGGAGGGAAAAAGGAAGAUGGUCCAAUCUGCACUGGGCGAGGACGAAUCCGGUGGCAGCGCUGCGGCUCAGCUCACCGUAGAGGAUCUCAAAUACAUCUUCAAGAUAUGA